UCUCUCUGGGUUUAUGCUUCUUUGUGGUUGUCAAAUAUGAUCUUCUUGUUAUGGUCCUCAAGAUUUGAUUGAUUGUAUGCCUUUCUAUAUAAAGCCAGAUUAACGACCACAAAAAAAGAAGGAUUCAGAGUUCUUUAUGAAUUAUUAAAACACAAGUUGAUUCUUCUGAAUUUUGUUUUGGUUGCAACAAAUCAUGAUUAUGUAGAUUGACAGGCUCUCUUUUAUUCCCUUUUGUGUUGCGCUUUUUUAUUUAAUGUUUUUUGAGUGCUUAUGAAGCAGCUAUUGUCUGCCGAAGUUCUAUAUGGCUAACGACGAAGAUUCAAGUUCAAGGAACUCAGGUUUCUCUCAUGCUAAGCUCAAUGAGAGAAUUCUUUCUUCGCUCUCACGGAGAACUGUUGCUGCCCAUCCCUGGCAUGACUUGGAGAUUGGCCCAGGAGCUCCAGUAGUUUUCAACUGUGUGGUUGAAAUUGGCAAAGGUAGCAAGGUUAAGUAUGAGCUGGAUAAGGCAAGUGGACUUAUAAAGGUUGAUCGUGUUCUUUACUCAUCUGUUGUAUACCCACACAACUAUGGUUUUAUCCCAAGGACUAUUUGUGAAGACAGCGAUCCAAUGGACGUUCUGAUUCUGAUGCAGGAGCCUGUGCUACCUGGUUCCUUCCUGCGCGCUCGUGCCAUUGGAUUGAUGCCCAUGAUUGACCAGGGCGAAAAGGAUGACAAGAUCAUAGCAGUUUGUGCAGAUGACCCAGAGUUUCGCCAUUUUACAGACAUCAAGCAGCUCGCUCCACAUAGGCUGGCUGAAAUCAGAAGAUUCUUUGAGGACUAUAAGAAGAAUGAGAACAAAAAAGUUGAUGUUGAAGACUUUCUCCCAGCUGAAAAUGCCAUUGACGCCAUCAAGUACUCCAUGGAUCUGUAUGCUGCUUACAUUGUUGAGAGCUUAAGGCAGUGACUUUCUUGGGAAACUGACCGGCUGAUUACAAUGAUAUCUGAAAUACAUUCUAGUAUCUACUAUGCCAAAUGUGAAUGAGGGUCCUCAAACAUUCUGAUCUCUCUCUAAUUUUUGUUGUCGCAUUUGUGCUGCUCUUACGCCACUAGUGCAACUUCCCAUGUCUAAAAUCUAAUUUUUCUGAUAUUAUAUGGUUGCAGUUAUACUGCUACCAAAUAAUGAGCUCAUGAGUCAUGUCCCUUAUUAUAGCCCUAUAUUCUGAUGUUGUGGAUAUUGUUGUUUUCACCAUGCAUCACGCGCUUCUGCGAAGUUGCCCAUGAAUGAAUCUACGUCUUGGCUAGUUCAUCCAAA
Molecule: messenger RNA, 1291 nt
Organism: Arachis stenosperma
Lineage: Eukaryota; Viridiplantae; Streptophyta; Magnoliopsida; Fabales; Fabaceae
Product: soluble inorganic pyrophosphatase-like
Exons: 8
Coding region: 302-943 (213 amino acids)
Biological process (GO): phosphate-containing compound metabolic process
Cellular component (GO): cytoplasm
Molecular function (GO): magnesium ion binding; inorganic diphosphate phosphatase activity
Source: RefSeq, a predicted model, not a curated record